AUGGAAAUUGGGCAGGAGAACUGUACUGUCAUAACAGAAUUUAUUCUUGUUGGUUUAUCAGAUGCCCCAGAGCUGAGAGUUUUCCUCUCCCUUUUAUUCCUUCUGAUAUAUGGAGUCACCAUUUUGGGAAACCUGGGCAUGAUUGCCCUGAUACAAGUCAGCUCACAACUGCACACGCCUAUGUACUUUUUCCUUAGCCAUUUGUCCUUUGUGGAUUUUUGCUACUCCUCCAUCAUUGUGCCAAGGAUGCUACCUAAUAUCUUAAAACAGGAGAAAGCUAUCUCCUUCCUGGGAUGCAUGGUGCAAUUCUACUUCUUUUGCAUGUUUGCAGUCACAGAGGUCUUCCUGUUGGCUGUGAUGGCUUAUGAUCGCUUCCUGGCCAUUUGUAGUCCAUUGCUGUACACAGUCAACAUGUCAGAGAAUCUCCGGAUGCUGCUGGUUUCUGGAUGCUACCUUUGUGGAACUGUGUGUUCUCUGGUCCACUUGUGUUUAGCUCUUAAAAUUCCAACCUACAGAUCGAAUGUGAUUAAUCACUUUUUCUGUGAUUUGCCUCCAAUCUUUUCUAUUGCUUGUUCUGACAUCAGCCUCAAUAUACUUGUUGUGUAUUCUGUGACAACAUUCAAUGAGAUCUUAUCUAUUGUGAUCAUAUUCACCUCCUAUUUGUUUAUUCUUGUCACCAUCCUGAGGAUGCGUUCUGCUGAAGGACGACGCAAAGCCUUUUCUACCUGUGCCUCCCACCUCACAGCCAUUGUUGUAUUCCAGGGAACAAUCCUAUUUAUCUACUGCAGACCCAGUUCUGGCAAUUCUGUAGAAACUGACAAAGUGGCCACUGUGUUCUACACAGUCGUGAUCCCCAUGCUGAACCCCCUGAUCUAUAGUCUGAGGAACAAGGAUGUGAAAGCAGCUGUCAAGAAAGUGUUGGGAUCUAAAUUUUUGAAAAGUUCAUCUCUAAUUUAA
This is a messenger RNA of Suncus etruscus (white-toothed pygmy shrew), 957 nucleotides long. RefSeq names its product olfactory receptor 5L1-like. Bases 1 to 957 code for a protein of 318 amino acids. Lineage: Eukaryota; Metazoa; Chordata; Mammalia; Eulipotyphla; Soricidae. Gene Ontology annotation, cellular component: membrane. Gene Ontology annotation, molecular function: odorant binding; G protein-coupled receptor activity; olfactory receptor activity. The transcript has a single exon. Gene Ontology annotation, biological process: sensory perception of smell; G protein-coupled receptor signaling pathway. The record is from RefSeq and is a predicted model, not a curated record.